This is a messenger RNA of Brachypodium distachyon (stiff brome), 1538 nucleotides long. RefSeq names its product protein disulfide isomerase-like 2-2. The record is from RefSeq and is a predicted model, not a curated record. Gene Ontology annotation, biological process: protein folding. Gene Ontology annotation, molecular function: protein disulfide isomerase activity. Lineage: Eukaryota; Viridiplantae; Streptophyta; Magnoliopsida; Poales; Poaceae. The coding region runs from base 93 to 1196 and encodes 367 amino acids. The transcript has 11 exons. Gene Ontology annotation, cellular component: endoplasmic reticulum.
UUUCAUAAUCCUAUUUAAAUACAGUAGGAUAUAAAAGUCCAGGAGGCCGAACACGACUUCACUUUGCACAGAGAAGUCGCAGGCUCGCAACCAUGGCGAUCCGCCAGAUCUCCCGUCAAACCUUGGCCCUCCUCUUCGUCGUCGCCGCCGCCUCCUUUGCGGCCCUGGUGUUCGCCGACGGAGACGACGUGGUGGUCCUCACAGAGGGCACCUUCGAGAAGGAAGUCGGCCAAGAUCGCGGCGCCCUCGUCGAGUUCUACGCUCCCUGGUGUGGUCACUGCAAGAAGCUUGCCCCUGAAUAUGAAAAGCUUGGUGCAAGUUUCAAGAAAGCCAGAUCUGUCAUGAUUGCAAAGGUUGAUUGUGAUGAGCACAAGAGUGUGUGCAGCAAGUAUGGAGUUUCAGGGUAUCCAACAAUCCAAUGGUUCCCCAAAGGUUCCUUGGAGCCCAAAAAGUAUGAGGGACAGCGCACUGCAGAAGCCCUUGCUGAAUUUGUUAAUAAAGAAGGAGGUACCAAUGUAAAGCUGGCAACCAUUCCUUCAAGUGUUGUAGUGCUCACACCUGAGACCUUUGACUCAGUUGUCCUUGAUGAAACAAAAGAUGUUCUUGUGGAGUUUUAUGCCCCAUGGUGUGGCCACUGCAAGCAUCUUGCUCCGAUAUAUGAGAAGCUAGCUUCUGCUUUCAAGUUGGAUGAUGGAGUUGUGAUUGCUAACGUUGAUGCUGACAAAUAUAAAGACCUGGGUGAAAAGUAUGGAGUUACUGGUUUUCCUACCUUGAAGUUCUUCCCAAAGGGAAACAAAGCUGGUGAAGAUUAUGAUGGCGGCAGGGACUUGGGUGACUUCACCAAAUUCAUUAACGAGAAGUGUGGUACCAGCCGUGAUACAAAUGGUCAACUCACUUCCGAGGCUGGACGUAUAGCAAGUUUGGAUACCCUGGCAAAGGAGUUCCUUAGUGUUGCCAGUGACAAGCGGAAGGAAGUCCUGUCCAGUAUAGAAGAGGAAGUUGCCAAGCUCAGUGGUUCUGCUGCAAAGCAUGGAAAGGUCUAUGUUACAAUUGCAAAGAAGAUCCUGGACAAAGGUAACGACUAUACUAAGAAAGAAACUGAGAGGCUUCACCGUAUAUUGGAGAAGUCCAUCAGCCCUUCAAAGGCAGAUGAAUUUAUCAUAAAGAAGAAUGUUCUUUCAACAUUCUCUUCUUAAGGGGACGGCAUGUGCCACUCUCGCCAUCUUGGUAUAGGCGGAAGAGAAAGGGAAGAUUAGGAAUGUGAUGAGAAAGGAAAGUUUAGGAAUGAGACUGAGUUGGUCUGUUGAUAGAACUAAUUACGGGGUUUUCCCCUUGAGUAUACUCGCACCCUAUUGCAUGGCUAAAUCUAGUUGUUUACUCUUGGUAGCAUGGAUUCAGUCAGUAUUAAAAUAGUUUUACUUUUCGGCUGGAGAGAAAAGCCAACCUUGUUAUUACACCGGACUGUUUCAAUCCAAUAAUACAACUCGGUUAUCUGAACAGGUUGGAAGCUAAAUGCCUCAAUUUUAUUUCAGCAUGUA